Molecule: messenger RNA, 1676 nt
Organism: Entelurus aequoreus (snake pipefish)
Lineage: Eukaryota; Metazoa; Chordata; Actinopteri; Syngnathiformes; Syngnathidae
Gene: rsph1
Product: radial spoke head component 1
Exons: 7
Coding region: 105-857 (250 amino acids)
Biological process (GO): spermatid development; axoneme assembly
Cellular component (GO): nucleus; motile cilium
Source: RefSeq, a predicted model, not a curated record
CAGGAGACUUCCGGCUUUUAAACUCGGGGUGUUUCUACGCCUCAACACCGCAACCUGUUAGCAAAACUUUAUCAUUACUGCCGCUUUUAAACUAAUUUAUUACAAUGUCCGAUAUUGAAUCCGACGAGUUUGAUGAGGAAAGCAAUAAACUCGGGGAAUAUGAAGGGGACCGAAACGAAGCAGGAGAGAGACAUGGGAGUGGAAAAGCUACCUUGCCUAAAGGAGACGUUUAUCAAGGACGAUAUGAACAUGGCAAAAGACAUGGGAAGGGAACAUAUCGUUUUGUCAAUGGAGCAAGAUAUGUAGGAGACUAUCAUCAAAACAUGAAACAUGGACAAGGCAUUUUCUACUACCCAGAUGGAUCCAAAUAUGAAGGUUCUUGGUCCGAAGACUUGCGACAAGGCCUUGGUGUUUACACUUACUCUAACGGGGACACAUAUGAGGGAGAAUGGCUAAAUCACAUGAGGCACGGUCAGGGCACUUACUGCUACCAGGACACUGGCUCUGUGUACACUGGAAAAUGGGAGAAUGGCAAGAUUGAGUCGGUUGGAGAGUUCAUUCACGCCAACCACAGAUACAAUAGUAACUUUGUCAACAAUAUUCCGUCUGGCCCAGGGAAGUAUGUGUUUGACAUUGGCUGUGAGCAGCAUGGUGAAUACCACCAGAUAGAGCAGGAAAGGGUUGAUGGCGACUGGAAUGAGUCAGGCGGCACUACUAUUCUCAAAUGGUUUCCGAAAUGUAUCACAGGCCUUACUCAACAGGACACAGAGGGUUAUAUCACAGACCUCCCUCAACAGGAGACGGGGGCUUCCCCCGAUGCCAUGCCAGCCCAAAUGGAUCCUCCAAAAGAAGCCUAAGACCAACCUUAGCACACCUUGUACGGUAGUAAUUGAUGGACCAUAUCGGAUGUACAGUAAAUUACCACACAUUUAAACACCAUGUCAAGAGCACAAAAUGGCCCUUUUUAGUUUUGGAUCAGUUUGAGCCUAUAAUGUCAACUUUUUAUAAAAAUAUUAUAGCUUUAUUUUUAGUAUUUAAACUGGUUGUGUUUUUUCAGGUCUCAGUUGAGAUUGUGUCACCUUUGUUCCAUCCCAAAGUGCUGAGGAAUCAUAAUUUGUUUUUUAUAACUGACAGUGAGUACUCUCCCACAGUUAAAGACCAUAGUGACUGUAAAGCUCUGCUCCCUGGAAAACUGCACGCACUCUUUCGCCUUUUAAACUUUCCUAAACUUGUCCUCUAAACAAUUGUCUGCCCCUGUCUAAAUAGUUGUUUUUUUACUUCAAUUUGUACUGGAACAAUAAUUGCAAAAUAUAAAAGAAUAAUAAUAAAGGCAUACAGUAGAUACGGUGUUCAACUUUUAAUCAAAUAAAUACAUUUAUUAAGUACAUUGAAAUAGUUGUAAUUUACUAAACAUUAUUACAAUUAUUUGGAAUGUUUAAAAAAUCUCAAAAAAAAGUGUAGCUGAUUGAUGAAUGUUAGAUAGUAUCAAUGAAAAGACAUUCAUCUCCAAAUGUAUUUUUUAUACUAUCCAAAAAAUGUACACAAUUAUAAUUGUAUUUUACAUAGUUUGUAAUCUUGUUUUAGUUUUUAUUGAAAUACAAUGCCAGAAGAAAAAAGCACUUGAGACAUGGGUUACAUUUUUUUCAUUAGAAAGCAAACAAUUUUUGCCAAGCUAG